GGCAGGAGAAUGACUGAUGGGAGUUGAGAGCAGCAUCACAUUAGAGCCGGCAGCAAAUGAAUAGAGAGGGGGUUCGGCUGCAAACUGGUGGCUGCUGCCGGGAGUCACAGUCACAGUGUGGACAGGCAUGUGUCGCUGUGGGCUGGGGGGUCACCCCAAGUGAAGGGGUCCGUGUGUCCAGCUGGUAGUGAGGAGCCCUGGCCGGCAGCAGCGAGAGGACCAUGUUGGGGCUGGAUGUGUGUGAGUUUGGCAACCAGGUCCUGGAGCUGAUGUGGCUGGCGAUGUGUUACAGAGAUUUCAUGGCUGACAGAGACUCGGAAGUUUAUCCCGUGGACGAGGGUUCUGUGGCGGGGAUAAACUACAAGGCGCCGGCACAGAUGACCAUGAGGGAGAUCCAGGCAUUAGACUGCAAGGACAAGAGUCUGACCAAGUACAAACAGACUCUGCUUGGCUGCUCCCCCAUGGAUCUAGAUGCCAGCGUACCCAAUGUCCAGGUGACCAGGCUGGCGUUGGUCUGCCCCACCGCGCCUGAGCCCAUCGUCAUGGAUUUAACAGGUGACCUGGCAGCGCUGAAGAAGAAAACCUUUGUGCUGAAGGAAGGCGUUGAAUACAGAUUGAGAAUUAACUUCAAGGUGAACAAGGAGAUUGUUUCGGGAUUAAAGUACGUCCACUAUACUUGCAAGGGCCGUUUACAGGCUAGCAAGGACACGUACAUGGUGGGGAGCUAUGGGCCCAGAGAGGAGGAGUACGAGUUCCUCAGCCCGGUGGAGGAGGCACCAACAGGGCUGAUGGUGAGGGGCAUGUACACCAUGAAGUCACACUUCACAGACGAUGACAAAAGUGACCACCUGCACUGGGAGUGGAAGCUGAGCAUAAAGAAGGACUGGCUGGACUAGGAUCUGACUCCUGAACGUGGUCUGAGGGAUUACUGGCCUGGUACCAAAGUUACCUUACGGCUUUUUAUCACCAUUACUGUCUGUGUGUGUGUGUGUCACUCAUUGUUCCAAUGUAACUUUGUCUGCAGACCCAUUUGCUUCUCGUACAAGUGCUUCAGGUGUGUGCAGGUGUGAUCAGGCGUGUCCAGGUGUGACCAGGU
Molecule: messenger RNA, 1096 nt
Organism: Leucoraja erinaceus (little skate)
Lineage: Eukaryota; Metazoa; Chordata; Chondrichthyes; Rajiformes; Rajidae
Gene: arhgdig
Product: Rho GDP dissociation inhibitor (GDI) gamma
Biological process (GO): Rho protein signal transduction
Cellular component (GO): membrane; cytoplasm; cytosol
Molecular function (GO): Rho GDP-dissociation inhibitor activity; protein binding
Source: RefSeq, a predicted model, not a curated record